Eruca vesicaria subsp. sativa (arugula) is the source of this 204-nucleotide messenger RNA. The record is from the annotation of a GenBank genome assembly. Lineage: Eukaryota; Viridiplantae; Streptophyta; Magnoliopsida; Brassicales; Brassicaceae.
AUGUUUUUUCCAAGACUCCCGUUGACUAAGGGAAGUUUCAUAACGGUCUUUUACACCGUCACAGAUACUCCCAUUGUGGUCUCAACUCUAGAUGGGAGUACGUUGAAGCUAUUUUUAGAGGACGAAGAUGAUUUUGCUGUGUCGGCAGAAAAUGUUUUCACCAAGUUGGAUGAAGAAGACAAAGGAAAGCUUCCAAAGAGCUAG